AUGGAGAUUUCCUUGGGAAUGAAUCCGAAGCUUGCAACAAUGGUUCCAAAGCUACCUAAAACAGGGUCUAGGAGAAAGGGUUAUGAGCUCAAAACCGUACUAUGUAGAGCUAAUGAGUUGACCAUGCAAAAAAAGAACACCAACUUUUAUCAAGUACUUUCUCUUGGUUCGGAGGAUGUUGGUUUCGAUGAGAUAAAGAAGGCAUACAGAAGCAUGGCCCUUCAAUAUCACCCUGAUGUUUGUCCUCCCUCUGCAAAAGAAGAAUCCACAAGACGAUUUGUUGAGAUUCAAAAGGCUUAUGAGACACUCUCUGAUCCAAUCUCACGUGAAAUGUACGAUUACCAGUUGCGUUUGGUCAAGUCAAUGGGAUCUGGAGUUUGUAUGGAGGAAAGGAAGUCCAAAUUUCCCAAGGAAGUUUGGGAAAGCCAACUCUACGGACUAAAGAAAAGGUCUCAGGUCCGAAUGGAGAAGAAGAAAUAUUAUGGAUACAAGUAG
This is a messenger RNA of Quercus lobata, 495 nucleotides long. RefSeq names its product chaperone protein dnaJ 20, chloroplastic-like. Gene Ontology annotation, cellular component: chloroplast. The record is from RefSeq and is a predicted model, not a curated record. NCBI's taxonomy places the organism in Eukaryota, Viridiplantae, Streptophyta, Magnoliopsida, Fagales, Fagaceae. Bases 1 to 495 code for a protein of 164 amino acids. The transcript has a single exon.